Molecule: messenger RNA, 1446 nt
Organism: Astyanax mexicanus (Mexican tetra)
Lineage: Eukaryota; Metazoa; Chordata; Actinopteri; Characiformes; Acestrorhamphidae
Exons: 5
Coding region: 1-1446 (481 amino acids)
Source: RefSeq, a predicted model, not a curated record
AUGAAACUCACCGCAGGCUUCCCCACUCUUCAGCAGAGCUGUAUGGUAAACAGCCCUGGCUGCUCUGCCACAGAGCUGCAGUCAGAUAAGCAGGGUCAGGUUCAACCGUUACAUCGUGAGCCGGACGACGGGCCAUUCUUUACCCUGACACACUCGGAUACGCACCCAGGAGCUCCGCCAGACCAUCCGUCACCCAACACCAUCCGUCACCCUACACCACCCGUAACCCAACACCACCCGUCACCCCACACCAUCCACCAGACCAUCUACCACCCAACACCACCCGUCACCCAACACCAUCCGUCCCCCAACACCACCCGUCACCCAACACCACCCGUCACCCCACACCAUCCACCAGACCAUCCGUCACCCCACACCAUCCGCCAGACCAUCCGUCUCCCAACACCACCCGUCACCCAACACCACCCGUCAUCCCACACCAUCCACCAGACCAUCUACCACCCAACACCACCCGUCACGCCACACCAUACACCAGCAUAUUCGUCACCCCACACCAUCCACCAGACCAUCCGUCACCCUACACCAUCCAUCAGACCAUCCGUCACCCCACACCAUCCGCCAGACCAUCCGUCUCCCAACACCACCCGUCACCCAACACCACCCGUCAUCCCACACCAUCCACCAGACCAUCUACCACCAACAGCUACACACAGUGCUCAUCCAGGAGCUCCGCCAGACCAUCCGUCACCCAACACCAUCCGUCACCCUACACCACCCGUAACCCAACACCACCCGUCACCCCACACCAUCCACCAGACCAUCUACCACCCAACACCACCCGUCACCCAACACCAUCCGUCCCCCAACACCACCCGUCACCCAACACCACCCGUCACCCCACACCAUCCACCAGACCAUCCGUCACCCCACACCAUCCGCCAGACCAUCCGUCUCCCAACACCACCCGUCACACAACACCACCCGUCAUCCCACACCAUCCACCAGACCAUCUACCACCCAACACCACCCGUCACGCCACACCAUACACCAGCCUAUUCGUCACCCCACACCAUCCACCAGACCAUCCGUCACCCUACACCAUCCAUCAGACCAUCCGUCACCCCACACCAUCCGCCAGACCAUCCGUCUCCCAACACCACCCGUCACCCAACACCACCCGUCAUCCCACACCAUCCACCAGACCAUCUACCACCAACAGCUACACACAGUGCUGUUUAUCAGCCUACACUACGCUCAUUACAGCACUGCCAGUUGGAGGCCAUUCUCAACUCCUUCUUCUUCUACUUCCUCAACGCCGUCUAUCAGAGAGCAAAACACUCAGGACAAAGCCAGGACAAAGGCUCCUCGGCCAUCGCACUUCAGAAACAAGGUGGUGAGCGCUGCAUCUCCGCCAGGGCAAAGAAUCUCUUUCAAAAAUGCUUAAUUGGAAACCGUGCUUCCACCCACGACCUCAACGAUUUUUAA